AUGAUUUGUCCUCUCAUUUGUGAUUAAAACUGCAUCAAUCACUUGUUUGAAAAAGGAUAGAUUAUAUCAAUAGUAAGUGUGAUGUUCGCAGUUACAAUCAGCUGGUUCUUGAUUAGGAAACAUUUAAAUUAUUUCAAUUUCCCCUAUUUUCAAAGCAAAAUUAUAAUAAUAUUAAUGAUGUCUCCUUUUUAUGCUGUCAUUUCAAUACUAUCACUAGAGAUAUCAAAUUUAGCAUAAUACUUUGAAUUGAUAAGAGACAUUUACUUAGCAUUUUUAUUGUUUACAUUCUUUUAUUUGAUGUUUUCUUAUAUGGCAUACGAUGAGGAAUUAGACAAGAUAACAGAUGAGAAAGUGUAUGGGACGAUGAUUUAAAAUGAAGAAUAUAUAGAGCAUUUGUGGCCAUUCAAUCAUUGUUCAAGGAAAUACUAUUUAACAACUGAGUCUAAGGCUAAAUACUUCACAUAUAGAUGUAAGAAAUUUGUACUCCAAUAUUGCAUCGUUAAACCAGUUUUUACUUUUUUUUUGAUCUUUUCAUAACCCUUCCAUUCAAACUUUAUUACCUAUUUGGAAUUGGCCUCCGAAAUCAUUAUUGUUUUGAGUGAAUCCUUUUCUCUGUAUUAUUUAAUCCUCUUCUAUGUAGCCCUUAAGAAACCUUUAAGUCCUUAUAAACCACUACUGAAAUUCUUGAUAAUAAAAAUAACUCUAUUCUUUACAUUUUGGUAAUCCCUUGUGUUGUCUGUAUUCAAAAAAUAAAUUGGAGAAUGCUUCGAACCAGACGAUAUUCACUUUACAGAUGAAAGAAUCAUUAGCAGUAUAGAGAAUACCUUGGUGUGUUUGGAGAUGUUCAUCAUGACAAUUGCUUGCAUAUUUGCUUUCAGUUACGCUGAAUUUAAGAAGGAUUAAAAUACUUAGGGAUCGCUUAGGAAGGCUAUAAGCGAUAAUUGGAAGGCCUUCAAACAUGACUUUAGAUUAAUAAGGCCGAAGAAGUUUGGAUACACGCCAAAGGUACAUCAUAUAGAAUUGAAGGAGAGAUUGAAUUUAUCAAAUGAAGUUGAUAUUCAAUUUGAGAGAAUGAAUGUGAAAUAAGAAUAUUUAUGA
This is a messenger RNA of Paramecium tetraurelia, 1098 nucleotides long. RefSeq lists its product as uncharacterized. Lineage: Eukaryota; Ciliophora; Oligohymenophorea; Peniculida; Parameciidae. Gene Ontology annotation, biological process: transport. The transcript is spliced from 5 exons. The record is from RefSeq and is a predicted model, not a curated record. Gene Ontology annotation, molecular function: transporter activity.